AUGUCUACGAAUAAUGCUCCUCAACCGGUGAAGCUUUCACUGCCUCUUGAAUACCAACAACACCUCUUCCAAGAACUCCGCGCCGAAGAUGAACUCGUCGUUAUUGCUAAAGGCCUCGGCCUUAUGCGCCUCGUCACCAAUUUGCUACACAGCUACGAUGCCGCUGGAAAUAAUCUAAUAAUAGUCGUGGGCGCUGAAGAGAGGGAAAAUGCAUGGAUUGGAGAAGCUCUCGCUGAGUCUGCUGCUAUUAGCAUGGCUCCUAAGGCUAGAGGUCUAACAGUAGUAAACACCGACUUCACCAGUGUCGCAGCCAGGGAGAAGAUGUACGCAAAAGGCGGCAUCUACAGUAUUACCUCCCGAAUCCUAGUUGUCGACCUAUUAACGAGUCUCCUCGACCCAGGCAUUAUCACUGGCCUAAUCGUCUUACAUGCGGACAGAGUGAUAGCUACAUCCCUCGAAGCUUUUAUUCUUCGCGUAUACCGUCAAAAGAAUAAGAAUGGGUUUCUAAAGGCAUUCUCCGAUAACCCGGAUCCAUUCACGAUCGGCUUUUCACCGCUAGCCACGAUGAUGAGGAACUUAUUCCUUCGGAAGACAUCGCUAUGGCCUCGAUUCCAUAUGACAGUUGCGGAUUCCCUUGAGGGCAAGAAGAAAGCAGAGGUUAUUGAACUUGAAAUACCUAUGACAGACUCUAUGCGGGACAUCCAAACAGCGAUCAUGGAAUGCGUCGAGGUCAGUAUUCAUGAGCUAAAAAAGGGUAACUCGGGAUUGGAGAUGGACGAUUGGAAUCUUGACAGCGCGUUGCUGAAGAAUUUCGACGUUAUGGUUAGGCGACAAUUGGAUCCGAACUGGCACAGAGUUAGCUGGAAAACGAAGCAGAUUGUAAGCGAUCUAACAGUACUUCGCGGCCUACUGCACUCGGUCCUCGCUCUUGAUUGUGUGUCUUUCCUACAGCAUCUUGAUACUAUCCAUGCUGCUCAUUCCCCUCAACCCGGAUCUACAAGGCAAACUCAGUCUCCGUGGUUAUUCCUUGAUGCCGCACAUACCAUCUUCGAAACCGCCAAGCGGAGAGUAUAUGCUAGCAAUGCGAAAGCUAACGCGAAAUCCUCAAUCGACUCUCUCCGCCCAGUGCUAGAGGAGCAACCGAAGUGGGCUCUACUCGCCGAAAUUCUAGAGGAGAUUGAUAGAGACCUCUACUUCGAACCUCCGAUGAGGGAUGACUCUAAUGGAACCAUCCUCAUCAUGUGUUCUGAUGAGGCGACGACCCGCCAGCUCCGAGAUUAUCUUCAGAUGAUGCACGUAGAACCAAAGACCGAGCAUGACACAAAACAAAACAGGGAGGAGCAUAAAGCUUCUGCUGCGUUCAUGAUGCGGAGAAGACUUCGAGGCUAUUUAAAUUGGAAGAGAGAAUUCGCGCAAGUCAGCAAUGCCUUAUUUACUGAGAACCAAAAGGCUCUCGAGGGAGCUGUUGAUCCACGGAUAGCCCAGGGUACUUACAAAGGAAGGGCACCAGCGAACAAGAGGCGCCGAGUACGUGGUGGCGGUAGUGUGGGCACAGCACCUGGUAGGGCAGCAAACGGAAGUGUAGCGCAGUACUUCGAGAAGCCCAACGAAGUUGCUGACCUCAUGGACGAGAUUCGGAUUACAGGGGAAGAGGCAAAUCAAAAGGCAGAUGUCGUAGCUGAUCCGCUAGAGGAUAUGGAUGAUUACUUUGAGCUUUACGAAAUGCAGGAUCUUGUCGUAGUGCACGCAUACGAUGGCGAUCAGGACGAGCAUAUUCUCGAAGAGGUCAAGCCUCGAUACAUAAUCAUGUACGAGCCAGACGCCGCAUUCAUACGCCGGAUCGAAGUUUAUCGAUCAUCACAUAACGAUAGGAACGUUAGAGUGUAUUUUAUGUUUUACGGCCAGUCGGUCGAAGAGCAACGAUAUCUUGCUACGGUUCGACGAGAGAAAGACUCGUUCACUAGACUUAUCAAAGAACGUGCCAGCAUGUCUGUCGUUAUGACGGUUGAUUCGCAAGGUGUCGAAGAUCCGCAGGAGGCGUUCUUAAGGACAGUCAAUACUCGAAUAGCCGGUGGGGGUCGGUUAGCAGCCACAGCGGAGCCCCCAAGGGUUGUUGUUGAUGUCCGAGAGUUCCGCUCAUCGCUUCCGUCCCUUCUUCAUGGGCGUAGCAUGGUAAUCGUACCCUGCAUGCUCACAGUCGGCGACUAUAUUCUCUCGCCAACUAUAUGUGUCGAACGUAAGUCUAUUAGUGAUUUAAUCAGCUCGUUCAAAGACGGACGUCUCUAUAGCCAAGCUGAGGCAAUGUUUCAGCACUACAAAAACCCGAUGCUAUUAAUCGAGUUCGACCAGAACAAAUCGUUCACGCUUGAGCCAUUCGCAGAUUUUUCGGGCAACCUGAAGUCGGUUAACCCUAAUGAGGUACCGUCGGAUCUUCAGUCCAAAAUCGUGCUACUCACUCUCGCGUUCCCAAGACUGAGAAUCAUCUGGAGCAGUAGUCCAUAUCAAACCGCCGAGAUCUUUGAGGGUUUAAAGACGCAGCAGGAAGAACCAGACCCCAUAGCAGCGGUCCGAGCAGGUUUAGAUAAAGAUAUGAAAGCAGAGGAUCAAGUGUUCAAUCUCGAGCCACACGAGAUGCUGGGAGUAGUGCCAGGCGUCAACCCAAAGAACUUAAAGAACUUAACCCUAGAAGUAGAGAAUGUUCGCGAAGUAGCAAACAUGACUGAGGCUGAACUCAACCCGCUAAUCGGGAAAGAAGCCGCAAGACAGGUAUACGGAUUCUUUAACCGGAAUCUAAUUGAUCUAGAUGAUUAA
Molecule: messenger RNA, 2811 nt
Organism: Daldinia childiae
Lineage: Eukaryota; Fungi; Ascomycota; Sordariomycetes; Xylariales; Hypoxylaceae
Product: DNA repair protein rad16
Exons: 2
Coding region: 1-2811 (936 amino acids)
Biological process (GO): nucleotide-excision repair involved in interstrand cross-link repair; resolution of meiotic recombination intermediates; double-strand break repair via single-strand annealing, removal of nonhomologous ends
Cellular component (GO): nucleotide-excision repair factor 1 complex
Molecular function (GO): damaged DNA binding; single-stranded DNA endonuclease activity; single-stranded DNA binding
Source: RefSeq, a predicted model, not a curated record